This is a messenger RNA of Hydatigera taeniaeformis, 1308 nucleotides long. The record is from the annotation of a GenBank genome assembly. NCBI's taxonomy places the organism in Eukaryota, Metazoa, Platyhelminthes, Cestoda, Cyclophyllidea, Taeniidae.
GCACGUCAUGUAAAACCCUGGGAUCCGCUUUUGACCUUCAAUCUGGCUCUGGUGCAGAAACGCAUGGCUGUUUUGGUCCUGAAAGAUGAGGCGAGCAGUUUUGCAGCCGUCUGUGAGGCCAUCUCUGAUCUCAGCAUGGCUAGAUGCACCUUCGAGCACAUUUCCAAGUCGAGUGAAAUAGUCAACCAGUCGAUAUCACUGGAUGAGGCUCGAGCCUGUCAUGAUCUGUUGAGUCAGGCCAAAUACCAUCUGGAUCGGGCGAAGUCGCGUGAAGAACAAGAGCGUCUCUUCCGUCAGCGCCAGGAGGAGGAGCGUGAGGCACAGAGAAGGAAACAGGCAGAACUUCAAGCGAAGGCGGAGGCUUUACGACUAGAGCGUGAGCGCCGACUGGAAGAAGAGCGUGGAAAGUUCAUUGAGAAGGCCAAGCAGAUCAGUUUGGAGUCUUCAGCUCUAGAGAAGAAAUUGAGAAAGAGCGCCAGUGGAAAGAAACGAGGUGGCGAUGAGGAUGGAUUCAUAGAUGAUGAUGUCGAGGGUAGCAGUACCAGUGAAGAUGAUGGUAAACAGGGAAAUUUAGUUGCAGAGCCUGAUGAUGGAAGUGGCAAAAAGAGUGUCAAACGCGUCAAGAAGUCAUUGCGAGGUGGUGUGGAGGCAAAGUGUCGGAAAACGUCCUCCUCAAAGGACUCUAGUGAGCGCCAUCGUAGUCACCACCAUCACCAUCAUCACCACCACCAUCAUCAUCACCAGCACAGCAAUGAUGAGGAGAAGUUGUCGGCUCGACAACGAAGUCGUGUAGUCAGUAAGGCGUUAAUUAGUGACGAAGAUGACUCUGGCAGUUCGAGUGGAGAUGAGGAUGUUGAGGAGUCGAAAAUUCGGCAUCAGAAGUUGAUGGAAGCAAAGAAGGAGGAGGCGGAGGGUGUGGAGAACAGCCCCUCACACGAAGGAAGGCGAAGAAGAAGAGAUGCUUUAGAUUCGCUCAGUGAAUCUUCGGCCGACAAGGAGGUGGUAAAUGAAGAUGGUGACAAAGUUGAGGAAGUGGAGAACAAGAGGAGGAGAAGGAGGAGUGUAGAGGACGAAGAAGGUAAACGAAAGAGCAGCGGAGACGACUCGUCAGACAACGAUGAUGGGAUAGGUGGAACUGCCAAACGAGCUCGUAUGCUGGAGAGCAGUAGUGGCAACAGCGGCAGCAGCAGCAGCAGCGACAGCGAGGCAGGUGAUAUCGAAGAGCGGAAAGCUGUGAAGACUUCACCGGAGAAGAAUGCUGCUUCUUGGUUGGCAUCCUCGUCAUCGUCUUCGGGAGACGAGACUUAA